AUGCUAAAAGAAGAAAGCGUGGAAGUGGAACUCGUAAAAUUAGAAAAUGAAUUAAGUAAAGGUGAAAACAGCUUUGAAAAAAAAAAAAAAAAAAAAGUCCAAUUUUCAGACAAAAAUGAAACCAUAUAUUAUGAGAAAGACGAAAAUGAAAACAGCUACUUCAAUUUUGCCCUUAACAACUUUAACUACUUUGAAUGCUUUUACAAUGAGAUGUAUAACUGUGACUUUGACGAGAAGGAGUUUAAGGGUGGCCAUUCUUUCCUAAAUGAAGAGGAUGAUAAAGGGGGAAGUUACAAUUCCCUUGAAAUUUUCGAGGCGAAGGAUUCUUCCGAUGAAGGGACCAGCAAAGAGAAUGACAAAGCAAAAGGCGUGGUUAGAAGGAGUUACGUCUCCAUGAAUACCGGGGAGGACGACUCCGCCGAUGGGACAACCGACGAGGAAUCAACAAAAGGCUCGUCUUCCAACCGAAACGGAAAAAAUCAAUCACUUAAAAGAGAAAGGUUUACUCAUUCCUUUAAUGAAGAUUCUUCCUUCGAAGUGAACGACGUACAUGCAGCCAUUUUAAAUGCAGAGGAGAAAACUAGCAACUAUAGUGAAGACUAUUUCGGGUUCAACAUAGAACCGUUUAAUAUGAAGAACGAGUUGAAGGAAGGAUACAUAGACAAGCAUGGCAACUACAUUUACAACGAUCCUGACGGUGAUGAUUUCGAGGAGGCCUGGUUAAAGUCAGUGGAUGAGGAAGAUCCGUUCACCUCAUUUUCCAAUAAAAAAAUAAAAGCAAAAAUACACAACGAAACGGUGUCUAAACUUGAUAAGCUGAAAAAUCAAAGUCUCAAUAAUAAUGACCUCUCUGUGAAUAUAUACGAUGCGUUGUACUCCCUCUCUUGUCUCCUAAUUGAAAAGGAAACACCAAUUAAAGCCAUGGUUAGAUACAAGAGAGAUUUGAAGCUUUGUAAAAAUUACCUUAAUGAGUGCAAACUUAAGUUAGACAAAUUCAAAUUCGUUGCGGCCCCUCGGGCGAGCAAUGAAUCUUCGGAAGAUCCAAAUGUGUCCAAGUCAUGCCAAGGGGCAGAUGCAGACCCUUCCGGAGCGGACGAAGGGAAGAGGGACGAGGACGGCAGAGGCGCCCCGCGGGGAUCAGGUAAAAAGAACGUCCUGCAGGUGAAAUUGAAGACGCGGGGAGGUGACGCGAUGGAGAAGGAAGCGACGGAAAAGGAAAUGGUGGAAGAGGAAACCUUGGUGAACGAAGCGGUAGACAGCGAAGUCAUUCCAAAUGGGGAAAUCCAAAGUGAGGAGGGUGAGCAUGAGGGCGAAAAGAACGAAGAAACUCCCCAUGAGGAACAUCCCGUCGAGGAAGAAGCGCAACCCCAACAGGAAGAACCCCCGGCGGAGGAAGCGACGGAACAAGAAAAAGCAACUGAACAGGAGGGAGAAGUGAUGGAAGAGGAAAAAGCGGCUGAACAGGUGGAGGAGAAGGAAGCAGAAGAAGAAAAAGCAUCUGCAGAGGAUGAUAAAACGGCUAAUGACUUAAUGAACGAGGCGGAAGAGAAAGACAAUCCUACACAGGGCGAACAGCCAAACGAGUUGCAGAGGCUCGAGGAAACAUACCAGAAGAUUUCCCUGGACUACAAAACAAUCGAAAGGAGGUUUAACAACUUGAUAGAUUUGACGCAGAAAUUGACAAACGAAUAUAAAAACGUGUACUUCUUGGCGAAGCACGAAUGUGAAGGUUUGUGCAAAAAGCUGGAGGAGUCCAAGGAGGAGAGCGUAGACAUACUAUGGCAGCUGAGGUGGACUAGUGACGCUAACAACAAUGUCUAUGGUCCCUACAGCUACUAUGAUAUAUAUAAUUUAAUAUCCGUAGGAAUUGUCUCAGCGGAAAAUCCAAUACAGCUGAGAAGGAUAAACAAGGAAAACAAAGUUUUAGAGAAUAUAUGGCAGAUGUACGACGCUGUCAAUUAUCUUACAUUUGUUAGCAACGAGAGUGUUAAAAAAAAGAGGAAGUUGAGUGAAACCACCAACCAGAUCGACGCGGAAGAAGAUGAGAGCGACGAGGGGGACAACUCCCUGGAUGAUGAGUAUGACAUUAAGAAGAAAAAGCGGAAGAAGAAGGGCCUCAUCCAGAUAUCGAAAAAGAAGGAGGUGUCCUCCACCAAUGAGGACGACUCGGACAACGAGGAGGACGACUAUGAGAACUAUGACUACUGA
This is a messenger RNA of Plasmodium coatneyi, 2208 nucleotides long. RefSeq lists its product as uncharacterized. The record is from RefSeq and is a predicted model, not a curated record. The transcript has a single exon. NCBI's taxonomy places the organism in Eukaryota, Apicomplexa, Aconoidasida, Haemosporida, Plasmodiidae. Bases 1 to 2208 code for a protein of 735 amino acids. Gene Ontology annotation, cellular component: U5 snRNP.